Molecule: messenger RNA, 2451 nt
Organism: Calypte anna (Anna's hummingbird)
Lineage: Eukaryota; Metazoa; Chordata; Aves; Apodiformes; Trochilidae
Gene: FSBP
Product: fibrinogen silencer binding protein
Exons: 2
Coding region: 590-1486 (298 amino acids)
Source: RefSeq, a predicted model, not a curated record
GCGGGCAGCAGGACCGGCACUAUGCAAAUGGCGCGGGCAGCGCGGCGGGCGGGGGCUGGCGCUGGCGCUGGCCGGGGAGAUGGAUACACACACCGCCCCCCGGCCCCCGAAAGGCGCACGGCCUUUCACAAAGCAGUUGUUGCUUUUGAGGGGGACACGGGUACACGUAAAAUCAUCUCCAGCGCGGUUUCAGUUUGAGAGACGUGUGAGAGAGCUAGGGAGAUGUGUCAGAGCUUGUUACUCAAGCUAAAUUAGGUAAUUUUUAGCUGGGUAAUGUGCUAAUCUUUAAACCUUUAUGUUUUUAAUUCCAGUGUAUGUCUGGUCUGUGCAUACAAAAGUGUAUUUUGCUUGUUUCUUCUCGUCUUCUUCAGUCUGAAGCCUUAUGUAGGUCAGGCUUGGCUUAAGCAGAUUUCCUGAACCUGCGUCAGCUUAAGCUGAAGGAAUUUUAAUAAACCCUCCCUUGUAGGCGUGGGCCUAAAUGAGACUAGCCUAGUUAAGCCUGAUCUUUUUCUGUUUGUGAAAAAGAGCUGAGCAGAGCUAGGGACUGCAUGGUGGCUUCAGAAACGGCUUCCUUAAUUCAAAGCUAACAAUGGUUGGGAAGGCCAGAUCUUCUAAUUUUACCUUAUCUGAAAAGCUCGAUUUGCUAAAACUCGUGAAGCCGUACGUUAAAAUUCUGGAGGAACAUACCAAUAAGCAUUCUGUAAUAGUGGAAAAAAACAAAUGCUGGGAUAUCAUAGCUGAUAACUACAAUGCCAUCGGAGUAGAUCGCCCUCCUCGUACUGCACAGGGCCUGCGCACGCUGUACAAGAGGCUCAAAGAAUAUGCCAAACAGGAGCUAUUGCAGCAAAAGGAGACUCACUCAGAUUGUAAAAGCAGCAUUUCCGAGCCAACCAAGAAAGUUGUGGAGAUGAUUCCACAGAUUUCCAAUGUGUGUUUAAGAGACAGGAGCGGUGUUCAAAGUGCUAGUAUCGAUAAAGAAACAAUUGCUGGUACCAGUUCACCACAGGCAAUGUUGGAUCACCAUCCUGCAGCAGUGAUGAUGGACUUGCAGUCAGAAGAGGAUGUCAAACCUCCUCCUUCUUUGAUUAUAGACUCACAGCAAAACGAGAACAUAGAACAAGAGGAAGAACACCAGCUGGUGCAUAUUAUGGAAAGGUCUCCUUCAACAUCAGUAUCUUCAGUUGAUAUGAGAGUGAUGAUGUCUCCUUCUCCAGUACCAAGAAGAGAUGAGUUUUUUAGGCUUGAAGUUGGAGAACGCUUUAGACCAAUGUGUGGUUAUGACCCACAGAUGUUACAAAUGCUGAAAGAAGAGCAUCAAAUAAUAUUAGAAAAUCAAAGAAAAAUUGGUCUUUAUGUCCAAGAAAAAAGGGAUGGUUUAAAAAGAAAGCAGCAACUGGAAGAAGAACUCUUGCGAACAAAAAUCAAAGUAGAAAAGCUGAAGGCAAUACGACUACGCCGUGAUCUGCCAGAAUACAGCAAUAUCUAAAUAUUUUAUUACUUCUGUCAUAUUCUUUGAAAUACUUAAUAAUAAAUGAUUUUGCCCUAGCAAAAUUGUUCCUUAUGUUAAUAUGGAUGGAUUGAAAUCUGGGCGUGAAAGAUGAAAGCAUAUUUUCCACGUUGUUGAUUUAUGUACCUUAGAAAACCUUGUAUGGGUUUGAAUGCACCAACUCUUCUGGUCUGAAAUUUAUUCAAAUCCUGUAUAUUUCGGUGUUUAGGAUGAUAAAAAUCCAAAAUAUUAAAGUAUUUCCACUUAUCUCUAUUAGACUUUUAUUGAGCUAAUGGAAAUCUAGCUCAGUUCUUUUUUAAAAAUAAGAUCAUAUCAAUAUUUUUUCAGAUAAUCACCUAUCCUUUAAUAUCUUAAUGAAGCUACAGGUUAAUAAAUACAUAUAAAAAUGAGGAAUAAGAGUCUAUGUUUGAAUGUCUUAUUCUUUUCAAGUUGGUAAAUCUUAUGACACUUGUGAGAUUUCACCAGUAUAUCAGCUUGGAAAACAAAAUUACGGGAUUGUUAUAUUUUUUUAGUGUUCAGUAGAUAGUUGAAUAAAUGUACAUCUUUUAAGAAGUUAAUACUUUUUAUUGUUUCCAGUGGAAGAGUGUUUCCAUAGGACAUUAUCAAAAUAGAGAUAAUGAAUGCAACACUUGGUUUUUAAAACUGCAUGCAUGUGUAAUUUGUGUGUACAGUUACCAUGAUUGUAUAUUCAGCUAAUAGUAAUUAUAAUAGUGAUCAAGUGCAAAAAUGUUCUCAUUUGCAUGCAUAAUUACUACAGUGCAUGUGCAACCAAGACAGUUGCAGGUGCCUUUGAUCAAUAUCACUAUGACUAAGCUGCUAAAAUGGGAGUUCCUGUAUUGUAAGUAACAUGUGACUUGAAAUCAACUGAAGGUUCUUUGUUAUUCUGGGUACCUUUUAUAAAUGCUGUUGUUCUGGUCUUCGAUUAGUUUCAAAUAAAAAGGCCC